Molecule: messenger RNA, 468 nt
Organism: Trypanosoma grayi
Lineage: Eukaryota; Euglenozoa; Kinetoplastea; Trypanosomatida; Trypanosomatidae
Product: putative RNA-binding protein
Exons: 1
Coding region: 1-468 (155 amino acids)
Biological process (GO): mRNA splicing, via spliceosome
Cellular component (GO): precatalytic spliceosome; U2 snRNP; catalytic step 2 spliceosome
Molecular function (GO): RNA binding
Source: RefSeq, a predicted model, not a curated record
AUGCAGAAGGGAAUGCAGCGAUACCAGAGUGGGCAGUCGGGCGCCUACACCGCGGCGUACCAUGACCUUCUUGGCAAGUCUUCGUGGAUCGUUGUGCGACACCUUGAUCACGCCCCUGCCUCUGGUGCUACGUCUGAUGGUGUCGCGGCCGUUAGUCUAUCAGAGGGAGACGUCGCCACGGUCUUUUCUCAGUUCGGCAAUGUAGUGGACGUGCGUUUCGUGCGGCACCGUCGUACGGGACGCUUUCUCGGCACUGCAUUUGUGAAGUUUGAUGACUACCACAGCGCUAUGGCUGCGGCGGAUGUGAUGAACUCAAAUCAUGAGAAAGGACAGGAGGUACGACUGACAGCGACAGCAACACGGGGCAUUGAGGUGGAGCGGUGUGACGAGGCCGAGGUUGUGGUGCUGCCUGAUAGCACAGAAUCAUACCCGGCAUGGAUUGAUAAAAUAAAGCGCGGCAUGAUAUGA